This is a messenger RNA of Carcharodon carcharias (great white shark), 7647 nucleotides long. It is a transcript of the gene mast4, whose product is annotated as microtubule associated serine/threonine kinase family member 4. Gene Ontology annotation, biological process: intracellular signal transduction; peptidyl-serine phosphorylation. Lineage: Eukaryota; Metazoa; Chordata; Chondrichthyes; Lamniformes; Lamnidae. Gene Ontology annotation, molecular function: magnesium ion binding; ATP binding; protein serine/threonine kinase activity. The coding region runs from base 159 to 6227 and encodes 2022 amino acids. The record is from RefSeq and is a predicted model, not a curated record. The transcript is spliced from 33 exons.
ACAGCCUCUGUUAGCAGGCAGGUAUACACAACAACAACCCCAAAAGAUGAUAUCGACUAGCACCUUGGUGGUUUAAUGUUUUUUUAAAAAUUUUGCCCGCAGUUGCAGUGCCACGCUGGGCAAGCAGAGAGUACAUUUCUUCACUCCGGGCGCCAACUAUGGAGGGUAAGCUGGAGGAUUUGCCGGAGAGAGAUGCUUCGGAAAGCUCGUCCGACACACUGUCCGAGGGCGAGCAGAACGACUGCUCGGACGCGGAGCUUCAGCGAGUGGCCGCAGAGCAGAGGGGGAAGGUGGGAGAUCCUGAGGAACACAGCACCGACGAGGAAGCACCCGACCGAGACGAUGACGAGGAAAGUGAACGAUUUGACCACAUCUUGUACCCACCGUCCUUUCCAUUUCGCAAGUCCAGCAAUCCUGAUGUUUCUUGUGGUACUGGCAAGGCCUUGAAAUUUAAGAGGCAGCUAAGUGAAGAUGCGAAGUACUUGAGACGAGGCAGUUUGGGGGGAGCUUUGACCGGAAAAUAUCUUCUUCCACCGGCUUCUACACAGCUAUCAUGGCAACAGACAAUGGAAACGACAAAUCUCAUUCGCAUGCACAGCCAGACAUUGGGUCAGUCAGCUCCCUCCCUCACUGCUAGUUUGUCACAGUUCCUCCUUAGUGCCAAGACCUGGAGGUGCAGAAAGGAAUUGAGCCUUCCCCGUAGAGGAAGUCUCCUGACACCAAGAAGCUUGAGCCCUACUCCUACAAGCCCUUGCAGUCCAUGUAGUCCACUACAUGCUUUUCAUUUUUGGAGUUGUCGCACUAACAAUAGGAAAAGCCUGAUAGGAAGCAGUCAGUCGACAGCGCUUCCUCGACCCCAUUCACCUCUGCCUGCUCAUUCAGCAGGAAACAGCCCUCAAGACAGCCCAAGAAAUUUCUCUCCUAGUGCCUCAGCUCAUUUUUCCUUUGCUCGAAGUCAUGGCCACAGAACUGACAGGAGUGAUGGGCGUCGAUGGUCUUUGGCUUCCCUCCCGUCAUCUGGCUAUGGCACAAAUACUCCAAGCUCCACAGUGUCCUCGUCAUGUUCAUCUCAGGAAAAGCUGCAUCAGUUGCCAUACCAACCAACUCCAGAUGAACUGCACUUUCUUUCCAAGCAUUUCUGUAGUACAGAUGCCAUCGCCAAUGAUGAGAAACGCAGGCCUCCUUCAAUGCGACCACGCUCCCGGAGUCUUAGCCCUGGACGUUCUCCAGCCUGCUGCGAUAAUGAGAUUAUCAUGAUGAACCAUGUCUACAAGGAACGAUUUCCAAAGGCCACAGCCCAGAUGGAAGAAAGGCUGCAGGACAUUAUCACUAGCUAUUCUCCUGAUAAUGUUCUUCCACUAGCAGAUGGAGUCCUCAGUUUUGCACAUCAUCAGAUCGUUGAGCUGGCACGAGAUUGCCUGGAUAAAUCCCGACAGGGCCACAUCACCUCAAGAUACUUCUUUGAAUUGCAGGAAAAAUUAGAAAAGUUGUUGCAAGAAGCUCACAAACGUUCUGAAAGUAAUGAAUUGGCGGUCAUUGAUCAGUUGGUCAGGAAAUUACUGAUCAUCAUUGCUCGCCCGGCUCGAUUGUUGGAAUGUCUCGAAUUUGAUCCUGAAGAGUUCUAUCACUUGUUAGAAGCAGCAGAAGGACAUGCUAAAGAAGGAGAAGGCAUUAAAUCGGAUAUUCCCCGUUAUAUCAUCAGUCAGCUGGGCCUUACUAGAGAUCCCUUAGAGGAAAUGGCCCAGUUGGCUAACUAUGAUAGUGGGACAGCAGAGACUCCUGAAACUGAUGACUCUGUGAGUAGCUUUAGUCCUUCAGUCCAAGGUAGGCGUAAGCCACGUGAAAUUGACUUUGAAACUAUGAAGCUGAUCAGUAAUGGAGCCUAUGGAGCUGUGUAUUUGGUUCGCCAUAAAGAAACCAAGCAGAGAUUUGCAAUGAAGAAAAUAAAUAAACAGAACUUGAUCCUUAGAAAUCAGAUCCAACAAGCAUUUGUAGAGAGGGAUAUCCUGACGUUCGCAGAAAAUCCGUUCGUUGUUAGCAUGUACUGUUCCUUUGAAACCAAGCGACAUUUGUGUAUGGUGAUGGAAUAUGUAGAAGGUGGAGAUUGUGCUACACUGUUGAAAAAUAUGGGCCCCUUACCAGUAGAUAUGGCAAGAAUGUAUUUUGCAGAGACAGUCCUUGCUUUGGAAUAUCUGCACAAUUAUGGAAUUGUACACCGAGAUCUGAAACCAGAUAACUUGCUUGUAACAUCACUGGGGCAUAUCAAACUGACGGAUUUUGGAUUGUCAAAAGUUGGACUGAUGAACAUGACAACUAACCUUUAUGAAGGACACAUUGAGAAGGAUGCCAGAGAAUUCCUGGACAAGCAGUGUAAUCAAAGGCAUUUAUAUAUACCAUGUUCGAUUAGGACUGGAUAUAGUCUGACCCUUCUUAUCCUUGAUUACUCUUGUACUGAUGCUCAUGUUUGUGGAACUCCAGAAUAUAUAGCUCCUGAAGUAAUCCUGCGACAAGGGUAUGGCAAACCGGUGGACUGGUGGGCCAUGGGGAUCAUUCUCUAUGAAUUUGUUGUUGGAUGCGUGCCUUUCUUUGGAGACACACCAGAAGAGCUCUUUGGGCAAGUGAUUAGUGAUGAGAUAAACUGGCCAGAAGGGGAUGAAGCUCCUGCAUCAGAUGCUCAGGACCUCAUUACUAUGCUGCUCAGGCAGAACCCAUUGGAGAGACUCGGGACAGGUGGUGCCUUUGAAGUAAAACAGCACAAUUUUUUCCAUGGCUUAGACUGGAAUGGACUUUUGAGACAGAAAGCAGAAUUUAUUCCUCAGCUGGAGUCAGAGGAUGACACAAGCUAUUUUGACACUCGGUCUGAGAGAUACCAUCAUAUGGAAACUGAAGAAGAGGAUGAGACAAAUGAGGAGAAUUUCAAUUUGGAAAUAGGACAGUUUUCAUCAUGCUCCCAUCGUUUUAGCAAAGUUUACAAAAGCAUGGACCGAAUCUCUCACGUUGAUGAGAAAAGAUAUGCUGAGAAGAUCCGAGGGGAGCAUGACAAUACAGGCGGGAAAUUAAAAAAGGCUAAUACACUGCACGUUGACUCAAUUACCUGGAUUCCUGAUUCUGAAAUACAACACCUGUCUAUAUCUCACAAGUCAAGCAGUGAGAACAAUAACUGUUACCAGCGUUCUGGGAUGCUGCCAAGCUUUGCUAUUUCUGCUGAGGAUGAUGAAUCUUUGUCACAGGAAGACUCUCACAGGGACCCGGAGAAGAUCAUGUUUUCCAUAGGAACAUCUCAGGAUGAGAUUGACGCAACCACUCCCAGCACCAUCAGUAGUUCUACUCUUUCAGUUGGCAGUUUUUCAGAACAUCUAGAUCAGAUUAACACCAGGAGUGACAGUGUGGAAAGCACAGAUAUUUCUUCAAAGACUGCAAGUGACAAUGUUCCACACCUGGCCCGUCAGCGAUUAGAAAGUACAGAGAAAGAAAGAACAGGCAAAGUGAUGAAAUCAGCCUCCGCCACAGCGCUCUCCCUCAUGAUCCCUGCAGAUGUUUUUGGUACUUCUCCAUUGGCUAGUCCAAUCUCCCCACAUUCCCUUUCUUCUGACCCUUCAUCAAGAGAUUCAUCGCCCAGUCGGGACUCCUCCACAAGCUCUGGAAGUCCGAAGCCUCCUAUAAUUAUCUACAGUUCUGGAAAGAAGUAUGGUUUCACACUACGAGCAAUUAGAGUAUACAUGGGUGAUAGUGAUGUUUAUACAGUCCAUCAUAUUGUUUGGAAUGUUGAAGAAGGGAGUGCAGCUCACACUGCAGGAUUAAAGGCCGGCGAUUUGAUAACCCAUGUAAAUAGCGAACCAGUACUCGGCCUAGUUCACACUGAGGUGGUCGAACUGCUCGUAAAGAGUGGAAACAAGGUCGCUAUCACGACCACGCCGUUUGAGAACACAUCAAUAAGAACUGGUCCGGCAAGAAGACACAGCUACAGAAGCAGAAUGAUGAGACGGAGCAAGAAAACAAAAAAGAAGGAAGGUCAAGAAAGAAGGCGGUCGCUCUUUAAAAAGUUUGCAAAGCAGCCUGUCAUACUUCAUACCAGCCGGAGUUUCACCUCAUUGAACCGUUCGCUUUCAUCCAGUGACAGUAUGCCUGGAUCACCAACACACAGUUUAUCUCCUAGGUCACCGACACAAAGCUUCCGGUCAGCCCCUGAUUUUCAGUCGGGUACAAAUUCUUCACAGAGCAGCUCCCCCAGCUCAAGUGCUCCAAAUUCCCCUGCUGGCUCUGGUCACGUUAGACCAAGUACACUUCAUGGAUUGAGUUCAAAGCUAGGUGGACCAAAAUAUAGAUCGGGCAGGCGGAAAUCAGCUGGUAGUAUCCCUCUAUCCCCUCUGGCACGAACCCCUUCUCCUACACCCCAACCAACUUCGCCGCAGAGAUCACCAUCACCCUUGCUUGGUCACUCAAUUGGAAGUUCCAAAAUGGCACAGACUUUUCCUGCUAAAAUGCACUCACCACCAACUAUUCUAAGGCACAUGGUUCGGCCUAAAAGUGCAGAGCCUCCAAGAUCACCGUUAUUAAAGAGAGUGCAAUCUGCUGAAAAACUUUCUCCUUCUUAUACGUCUGACAAGAAACAAUUGUGUGCUCGUAAGCAUAGCCUUGAAACAUCUCAAGCAGAAGGAAGGAAAGAGUCUUUACAGAGAGAUUUGUGUCUACAUAGUUUAGAAGAGAACGCAUUUGAAAUGUCAUCCAUCACCAAAGUUAGACCUGUGGAACAGGGUUGUCUCAAACGUCCUGUAGCAAGAAAGGUGGGAAGGCAGGAGUCACUUGAUGAAGCUGAUAAAGAGAAACUGAAGGCGAUAGUUGUAAAGAAGAAAAAUUGGAAUGUGAGACGAGAAUCUCUUCAAAAACAAAAUGCCAUACAAGAGCCAAACACUGGACAUGAAAAUGUAACUCAGGCAAGCGUAGAGGUGGCUGAGUUUAAUUUGGACGUUGCUGAAGAUUCUAAGUGUAAUGAAAUUAAAAUGCAACGUUCAGAUGAACAGCACAUAACUGCAAGUGGCCCACUGUUAUCCUCUUGCAAAAAGCUUGGUACCAGCUCCAGUAUUCACGAUGACAUCCCAUCAGUGUUGCAGACUGCACAUCCUGACCCCAAAGUUGAAAGUUCCACAUCAGCUCCUGGUGUACUUAACCCCGAGAAACCAUCCACAACUUCAGAGGUGAAGAAACUCUGUGGAAAGGAUGUUGAGGUAGAAUGGAGUAGAAAGCACACUAAAGAGCCAAAUGUUUGUGAAAGGUUGGAAACCAAGACCUCAAAUGUAGAACUUAUAGGAAGCAAAAAGUGUUACAGAGAAACUCAUAAUGGUAUGAGUUCAUCAGAAAUGUUCAAGAGUGAAAUGAUCUCACCUGCCCACACCACUCAGCCAAAGACACUAACAUCUUUGAGUAAAGAGGAAUCCUCGGUUAUGAAGAAAAACAGUACAUCAGCAAGUACUACAUGCACUUCUCACAGUCAUUUGAGGUCAACCCCAUCUGACUGUUCCAAGAUAGUAACUGGAAUGGCUCAAGUUACUUUAGACAAACCGCAGUUAAGUUUAAUGACUGAGGGUGUUCCCAGGCAGAUGACUGAAUGUAAAAUGGAUGGUAGAUCUAUCUUGAGCCUAAAGCCACUGGAAGGUACCCUUGAUAUUGCUUUCUUGUCAGGUCCGAGUACGUCUAAGGCAGAGACAUAUUUACCUACAAGACAUGAACAGCAGAGCUCAUCACUAAAGAGCACAUUAUGCCACAAGGUCAGCCCGAAUAAUAAUGCACAACCAUCUCUUUCGAAAAGCAAUAUGCCCGCAUGUGGCAAGGCAGAUGAAACAAAGAAUGUUUCUCAAAGCUUACUUCUUAGUCGUUUAUCUGUUGAGGCCUCAGGUGGAAAGCCUGAGACAAAGGAAAGCAGUUCAACAUGUUCAGUAAAGGAUAAAACCUGCGAGACCAAACGCAGUCUCGGGUCUGCACCUCAAAGCGUAAGUUCAGAAAUGUGUGCAUCUAAUGAGAGAAAAGACACCAUGGGCCUUAAGGGAAAUAAGCAAGUUAGUCAUUCACAGCCAUGUACUGUGGGGAAAGGGAACACUUGGAAAGAUCCAUCAAAGUUGUCCUUGUUGCAACACCAUUCUCCUUGUGGUACACAUCUGGAAAUGGACACAAGCAACCAAAAACAAUGUCCAAAGGAAGCAUCACAGGAAAAGCAACCUAAGAAUUCAUAGCAAGUUAAAGUAGAGGUUUUAGUGCAGUGAAAAUGAGAGCAAAAUUGCAAAUAUAUAAAUAAACUGACAACAGUACUUUCCCUCUUCCAUAAGCAUGGCAGAAUCCUGUUUCUCAGUAACUAAAGUCUUUGGGUUAAUACCUUUAAAAAAAAGUUAAAUAUUCUUUUCUGGCCCCUGCCCACCCACCUACCCCACCAGCAAUUGCUUUGUUUAUAAUGACUAAUAGAAAUAUCCUGGUAUUUAUACAAGAUCACUUGAAUGUCCAAAAUAUUGGGUGUAGAAAGAUCUUUUUUUUGUACAUAUAAUGUAAUAAAUGGCUCACGCAGCUUUGGGAAAGAACAUUGUGGGCAUAAUUUAACCAUGAAAACAUGUAACACACUCCUUGUUCUCUGUGGUAACAUGAAUAAAUGUUCAUUGUGUGGUUAAAAAGUGGUGGUGUUAUUUUAUCUGUAACAAAUUUCACAUGAAAGCACCCUUAGUGGCAUUCAGUAAAAGUUGCUGUAUAAAUGGAACAUUUGUGUGGCUAUGGAAAAGCUUGCUGUUUUUAGCAGGUAACGCUAAAAUUUACAUUCCAUUUGAAUGCAUUGAGUAGCUCUGUACAUUUCAAGCAACAUCAUUUCAUUUGUGAGGAAAAAAUGUACAUAUUAUCUACAAAAGGGAGUUUAUGGGUUUUUUUGUUCACGAAGGAGAGGGGACCUGUUGGAGUCACUCGGUGCUGAAUGGAAUUGUUUUUUCUAAGUUAAUUUUGCUAAGCCUUUAUUUAUCUGUUUCUGUGUAGAAAAACGGGAUUUAGUGUUUGUUUUGGCUGAAAUAAACGGGAAUACACAGGUAAAAACACAUCAGUGCAGUGAAGACUUGGGCGUGUAUUACUCAAUUGAGAAAAAUCCCUGUAAAGAUGUUACCUUCUAUUCUACAGCCUUUAAACAAAAUCUGUGCUCCUAGCUGGUUAUAAAACAUAUUAAACACUUGUUUACAAAUGUAUCAGAGGUGUAAAUAACUAUAUGGCAAUGUUAUGUUUGCCAAAUCUAUGUGUGGCAUUUUGGAAACCUCACAGGUAUUUUGUUUGUAUAUGUACCAAUUUAUGUUUUGGUAAUAAUGUACCAACAAACUGUUGAACAUGUGAAGAAUGUUGGGCCGUGUGGAAUCUGGUUUGUUGUGUUCUGUUGUGGCGCAGGUGAAGUUAGGUGUGUGCUGUACCUGUUGGCUUGGAGUACUCGCUAUAGUUGGACUGAUGCUUAAAGCAAUGAUUUGAAAUAUGCUGUCAGAACUGUGCAAUAAAAAAAAAUGUUUGCAGCUUCUGUGUUUUGUUUUUCCACCACAGAGCUUUGUGAAUGUUCUAAUUGUAUUGUAAUGGAAAAGAAAUAUUUAUACUUAUGCAUUUGCAUAUCACAAAAAAAAUAAAUGUUUUUCAGCAUGAAAA